UGAACGUGCGAAAUGUGAAUCUGUGAUAUUUAUAGGUUAUUGAUUUAUACACUUCAUAUACAGAGGAGCAUUUAGUCGGACUAAUGCCAAAGGUAUUGUCUACCAGUCGGCAUUAGGGUGAUGUAAAUAAACAAAGUAGAUAUAUUUCGGAAUAAAAAUAACGGCAAAUAUCAAGUAGAAACUGUGUAACAUUGGCUAAAUAAUACCUUAGGAAAAAUGACACAAGAAUUUCAAAAUGGAAGCUAUCAAUCCGUAUCAGAUUUCUACUCCGGAAGAUCUGUAUUUAUCACCGGAGCAACUGGAUUCCUCGGUAAAGCUUAUGUAGAAAAACUUGCCUAUGAAUGUAGAGAAAUCGAUAAAAUCUACAUUUUAAUAAGGCACAAGAAAGCUGUUAACCUUGAACAGAGAAUUCAAAAUUAUUUAGAUCAACCGUUUUUCACGAGAUUAAAGGAAGAAAGGCCAGAGGUGAUACAGAAAAUAAUUCCAAUACUAGGAGACAUAACGGCACCCAAAUUAGGACUCAAAGCUGAAGAUGAACAGACAUUGAUUGAUAAGGUGUCAGUAGUAAUUCAUUCGGCGGCGGUUGUCAAAUUCAAUCAAGCUCUAAAAGACGCCAUUAAUGCGAACGUAGAGGGCACGAGGAAAGUGUUAAGCCUAGCAAAACUUAUGAAAAAUGUAUGCACCUUCGUGUACAUCUCAACAGCGUACUCCAACUGCCAAGAGUAUGUGGUGGAAGAGGUCCUGUACCCUCCGCCCGCUGAUUUGGAAGAGGCCAAGAAGUUUGCCAUGAAGCACUAUAUCUUAGGAGACGAUGACAAAGAACUUAUAAAAAACCACCCGAAUACUUACACAUUUUCAAAAGCCCUGGCAGAGCAAGUUGUAGCGGAGAACCGAGGGGAUUUACCAACUAUAAUCAUCAGGCCGUCCAUCGUAUCAGCAUCAGAAAGAGAGCCAGUGAAAGGAUGGGUAGAUAACUUGACCGCAGCGACUGGUGUCAUCACAUCUCUAGUCAAGGGCUGGAUCCACGUCAUAGAGGCGAGCGGCGACGUGGUGUUAGACAUCAUACCCCUGGACUACGUGGUCAACCUCACCAUCGUGGCGGCUAGCAGAAGCUCGCUGGUACCAGGACUGCGCGUGUACCACAGCUGCAGCAGCACCACCAACCCCAUCACCUUGAAGAAUAUCUAUACUCAUAUCAAGGAAUUCACCUCCCAAAACAAUAACAAUGCCAGCCAUCAUGUAUCGAUGUUCUUCAUCAAAAACAAAGCGUUGGUAUCCGGGCUGACGUGCCUCAUGCAAAUUUCACCAGCCUUCAUGGCCGAUAUGUGGCUCAGAUGCAAGGGGAAGCAACCCAAAUACCUCAAACUACAAUCGAAAGUAUUACAAGGGCGCAACAUGUUGGAAUUCUUCUCGACCCGCUCCUGGCAGAUACACAGUGAAGGCGCGUGUUCCCUCUAUUCUUCUCUAAGCCCUGAGGACCGGAAGGCGUUCCGCUGUGACACAACACACAUUGAGUGGCGGGAGUACAUUUUCCAUUAUUUAGUAGGCAUAGAGCGGUAUUUGGCGAGGAAAUCGUAGGAAGUGUUCUCCUUUAUAUUUGUAAUAGAAUCAAGGUAGAAGAUUUGAGAGUAAAUUAAAUAAGAAAUGAAUCCAUUAUUCAGCUUUUAUUAUAGUAAGUCAAUAGAAUUACUUUUUAAAAAAUAAACUGAUAUAUUUCGUUUCUUAAAAACUUUGUCUAUCUGUGCAAAAAAGGUCAUGAGAAGAAAA
Molecule: messenger RNA, 1767 nt
Organism: Manduca sexta (tobacco hornworm)
Lineage: Eukaryota; Metazoa; Arthropoda; Insecta; Lepidoptera; Sphingidae
Product: fatty acyl-CoA reductase 1-like
Exons: 11
Coding region: 217-1578 (453 amino acids)
Biological process (GO): long-chain fatty-acyl-CoA metabolic process
Cellular component (GO): peroxisome
Molecular function (GO): alcohol-forming very long-chain fatty acyl-CoA reductase (NADP+) activity
Source: RefSeq, a predicted model, not a curated record